AUGGGUUCAUCGGCAGGUAAAAUUAGUCCUGAAGUAUAUAAUUCGAUCGCAAAGUACACUGAAUUAACACGAGAUGAUAUUCUGGCUUGGGAGAAUCGCUUCAACAACCAUUGCGAUCCUGGUUCAAACAAGAUGAACAAAGAACAGUUUUGUAAAUUCUACCAAGAACUUCGGCCGACCGAAAAUGUCAAACGUUUGAGUGAAAAUGUUUUUCGUGCGUUCGAUCUAAACGGCGAUCAUGGCAUAAGCUUUUCAGAAGUGAGUCUUUGUCCUCGAGAAGAGAAUAGCUGUUGA
Molecule: messenger RNA, 294 nt
Organism: Adineta ricciae
Lineage: Eukaryota; Metazoa; Rotifera; Eurotatoria; Adinetida; Adinetidae
Source: the annotation of a GenBank genome assembly